UAACCUACAUUAAAUUUAUAUCACAUAUUUAUGAAAAACAAUAUUUCAUAGAGAAUUAAGUAAACAAAAAGUUAGAGAAAAUGUUGACUGAGACUAACAUUUUAUAUUUGUGCAACUUUGAUGAAAAAUUUCACAACUCAGGGCCUGAGCACAUAAAUAAAUUAUGGUCAGGUAAAUGGCAAAUAAAUAAUCUUGAAAUAUUUAAGGAGCUACUGGCAACAGGAUUGGAUACUGAAAAACUGAGAGCUGUUCUAACUAAAUACCUCGAUAAUGGCUCGACAUUGGACAUCAUACUUUACUCAACCAUUAGUUCUUUGUUAACCUUUUGUGAGCAAAAUUGGAAUACUCACCCGGAGAAACUGGAUUUGCAAGAAUAUUUUGGCCAGGACUGGCCUACAACUAUAAACGCAGCGGUACUAUUGCAGCGCGAUUCUGAGCCCGUGUACGUGAAUAUAGUACAUCCAGAGUUAUUGUAUUAUUCCUUGCAAAUAUUUAAUACCCUUUGUGCAGUUCAACAAAACUUGGUUCAUCUAUGGUGGUACUUCCGAACCCUCAUCAUCCACCAGAAAGCUCUAGAAGACAACAGCGCCAGCAUCUAUAAUGAGUUGGAACUUCUAAUGGCCAAGUUGUCCAAUGAAGCUAACAUGUUGGAGAACAAAAGGCUGGCUGUUCUGCUGCAGGCGGAGAUUGCCCAGGCUUACCUGGUGUAUGGACGGGUGCAGAAGGUUGAGGAGCAUUUGGCCAAGGCUAGGGAGCUGGCUGGACUGAAGCUCGAGCUAACAGGGGUCCUCGGUAAGAGAACAAAAUGGCAGCAGACCACCCUGCCCCAGCUAGCCUUAACCAGCACCCUGGACUCCGACCUACAGCGACCAUCAGCCGAAGCCCAUGGCGAAGCUGAGCUGCCUCCCGAUGUGGAGUUACAGGAUGACGUGAGGCUGAACAAGAUCCAGUAUCUGGAGGAGAUUAGGCAGGCGGAGCUACCGAGUUUGGAGCAAGUGCUCUGUAUGAUCACAGUUCAAUAUCUCCAAAAAUCGCAGCCCAAAGACGAUCUAAUGCAGGAAGAGCUAUCCCCCUACAUAGAGGCAAUACUAUCUCAAAAGAGCGGUCCGUGGGCCACUAGAGUAGCGGCUUUAUUGGUCCGCUGCAAGCUCGAGGCGGGCCACAAGCGGAGCGUGGAGCGGGCGAUGCUGCAGUGCGAGACUAUCGUUAAUGAGAAAGAAGUCGCACCUACUACUAGGCUGUCGUACCUGUGGGCUUCAGGACUGCCCUGGGCGUGGGCGUGGCGGCAGCAGUUGGCAGACCUGUACCUCAGUCUGGGGCUCGUGAAGGCGGCUCUGGAGGAGUACCAGCGGCUGCAGCUGUGGGAGGACGUUAUAGUGUGCUACACCAUGCUCCAGCUGCGACACAAGGCAGCAGAAGUGAUUCAGCAACAAAUCGACAUACAGCCGACUGUCAAACUCUAUUGCUUAUUGGGUGACGCAACAGAUGACGUAUCAUGCUUCGAGAAAGCGUGGGAGUUCUCCGGGCACAAGAGCAGCCGCGCGCAGCGGCACUGGGGCAACUUCCUCUUCGCACACAACAAGUAUGAAGAGUGCAUCCCGCACUUUGAGAAGUCCGUGGAGAUUAACAGUAUACAGGAGAGCGUAUGGCUAAGGCUUGGCUUUGCGGCUCUAGAGACGGAAAACUGGGAGUUAUCCGCGCGCGCCUACCGUCGCUACACAUACCUACAGCCCAACACCUUUGAGGCGUGGAACAACCUCGCCAAAGUGUACGUUAAACAAGGAGACAAGAACAGGGCUUAUAGAGCCCUUAUGGAGGCGCUGAGGUUCAACUAUGACAACUGGAAGCUAUGGGAGAACGUGAUAAUAGUAUCGAUGGACACUGGGCACUUCGAGGACGCGAUCCGCGGCGCCCACCGUAUGCUGGACCUGCAGCGCAAGUUCGACGACGCGGAAGUGCUGGCGCUACUUGUGCGGGCGGUUGUACAGGACAAGGAAGACGCCGAUGGAAAUAGUAGCGCUAGGUUAAGAAAGCGAAUAUUAGAGCUAUUCGGACGCAUCACAUCGAUACACCAGAACAAGCCGGAGAUAUGGCAACUGUACUCGGAUUUGAGCCCUACGAGGCUGCUGCAGGCGCAACGGCUGUUGAAGGCCUACAGGGGAUACACGCAGACUGGAAGUUGGACUAACAGCCCAGAAACCUGCAAAAAGGUCAUCGACCUCGCGCAGAAUCUUCUAGAAUACAGUCUCCAAGCCCGACAAGAGGCCGAAGAUAAAGAAAAAGCUCAGGCCGACCAGCAGCUCUCCUCCGCGCGGUACGGCCAGGCCGUCUUACGGGCCGCUGAGAAGCAAGACUGGCCUGAAACUGCCGACGCUCUUGAACAGCUGAAGGGAUUAUUUAAUAAUGUUACGGAAUAUAUGAAAUCUAUUAUGUAAA
Messenger RNA from Leguminivora glycinivorella, 2436 nucleotides. RefSeq names its product tetratricopeptide repeat protein 27. The record is from RefSeq and is a predicted model, not a curated record. Gene Ontology annotation, molecular function: protein binding. Lineage: Eukaryota; Metazoa; Arthropoda; Insecta; Lepidoptera; Tortricidae.